AUCCUGGUCUCGAUCAGUUGUUGCCAGCAACCUUCUCCGACGCCUUGUCAGUGCCAACCUGUGCAACCUGCUCCUGCUCCUGUACCUCAAGUGAAUUGCCAAACCACGACCACUCAACAGCAGUAUUGCCCACAGCAACAGCCGGCCAUCGUACAGCCUCAGGCCUGUCCUCUUGUACAAGGAGGAGUUCAAACGGCGCAGUACCAAGGCAUCUGCUCGUGGAUGGUUGACCCGCUGGCGACUGAUUCUCAGUCACGAUCCCACUAUCUACAAUGUCAACCGGCCCCCAAUAAUCUGUUCUGUGGACGAUGGCAACGCAUGCCAUGUGCACCGGGUACUGUAUUCGAUGCACAAUCUCAAAUCUGCGUCUGGGACACCCAGGGAUCGCCGGCCACUCUGCCAGCAAGUACCCCCUAUGUGCCCACUCAAGCCCCCCAGGCUCAGUGUUCCUGUGUCGGAGGAGUACAGAUCGGCUCUUGUAAUCAGAAUUACCAAUGCCCUGGACAAUCAGUUUGCCAAGUUGGACAGAGUGCUGGAAGUCAGUGCAUGGUAUGCUGCUAUUUCCGUAGAAAGUCUCGUCGUGUCUGGGAACGCUUUUAUCAUCGUCAUCGUCGUGGUCUCCGUCAUCGUUGA
Messenger RNA from Ostertagia ostertagi, 633 nucleotides. The record is from the annotation of a GenBank genome assembly. NCBI's taxonomy places the organism in Eukaryota, Metazoa, Nematoda, Chromadorea, Rhabditida, Trichostrongylidae.